This is a messenger RNA of Oncorhynchus masou masou (cherry salmon), 6523 nucleotides long. Its product is annotated as myotubularin-related protein 4-like. The transcript is spliced from 19 exons. Gene Ontology annotation, molecular function: phosphatidylinositol-3-phosphate phosphatase activity; metal ion binding; protein phosphatase binding. The record is from RefSeq and is a predicted model, not a curated record. Gene Ontology annotation, cellular component: membrane; cytoplasm. Gene Ontology annotation, biological process: phosphatidylinositol dephosphorylation; regulation of autophagy. Bases 351 to 4253 code for a protein of 1300 amino acids. NCBI's taxonomy places the organism in Eukaryota, Metazoa, Chordata, Actinopteri, Salmoniformes, Salmonidae.
AUCAAUUUUAGAAUAAGGCUGUAACAAAAUGUGGGAAAAGUCAAGGGGUCUUAACUAUUCGAAGGAACUGUGUGGGUGGCGCCGUAUUUGUUGACAUUAUACGAUGCAUUCUGGCUGUCACAUCAACGUCAGUCAUAACAAAUAUGUUAUGAGGCGAAGGAAUGGUUCACUCAUCUUUUGAGUAACUUCUGGAAGGGGAACGAAUUAUCUUCGACGAUACACCCCCUUCAACAUGCAUCCUGCAACCAGACAAGUCAUCUUGUCUCCUGUUAUUAUCUUUGGUCGACGCGAAAAAGCAAAGAUGGUGGUGCGCACAAACUAACUACCCAUCGUCGGAUGACUUUCUAUCAAUGGAGACUUUGCUGAGAAAGUACAGCCCGGUACCGGGAGGACAGCGGAGGGAGCUGGAGAGGAUAACCAAUGCUAUUGGUGCAGAACAACAGACUGACCGCAUGGGUGAAGAAGGACCCCCCAGUCUGGAGUAUAUCCAGGCCAAGGACUUGUUCCCUCCGAAAGAGCUGGUCAAGGAGGACGACAGCCUCCAGGUACCGUUCCCAGCUCUGCAGGGGGAAGGGGUGGAGUAUCUAGGCCGAGCCGAUGACACCAUCAUCGCCAUCUCCAACUACAGGCUCCACAUCAAGUUUAAGGACUCCAUUAUAAAUGUGCCUCUGAGGCUCAUAGAGAGUGUGGAGAGCAGAGACAUGUUCCAACUGCACAUCAUCUGCAAGGACUCCAAAGUCGUCAGAUGCCAUUUCUCGACAUUCAAGCAGUGCCAGGAGUGGCUGAAGCGUUUGAACCGGGCCGUAGCCCACCCUGGCAGGCUGGAGGAUCUGUUUGCCUUGGCCUACCACGCCUGGUGUCUGGGGGGCAGCGCAGACGAUGAGGACCAGCAUGUACACCUCUGUAGACCAGGUGAUCAUGUCCUUCAAAGGCAGGAGAUAGAGGUGAGGAGGAUGGGCUUCGACAUGCAAAACGCCUGGAGAGUGUCCGACAUCAACCUCAACUACAAGUUGUGCUCCAGCUACCCCCAGAAGCUGAUGGUGCCAGUGUGGAUCACAGACAAGGAGCUGGAGAGUGUCGGCUCCUUCAGGUCCUCCAAGAGGAUCCCUGUGGUGGUCUACAGGCACCAGAGGAACGGGGCAGUGAUCGCCCGUUGCAGCCAGCCAGAGAUCAGCUGGUGGGGCUGGAGAAACACAGAGGAUGAAUACUUGGUCACCUCCAUCGCCAAGGCCUGUCUGAUGGACCCAGGGGCCAGGGUCACCUGUGGGGCCGCAGCCUGCAGCCGGCCCCGAGGGGAGGGCCCAGACAGCUCUGACGGCGACUUUGACUCCUCUCUGACAGGAUGUUCAGGCCCUGAUGCAAACGCUGCGCCACAGAAGCUUCUCAUUCUCGACGCCCGCUCCUAUACCGCUGCAGUGGCCAACCGUGCCAAGGGAGGUGGCUGCGAGUGUGAAGAUUACUACCCUAACUGUGAGGUGAUGUUCAUGGGCAUGGCCAACAUCCACUCCAUUAGGAACAGCUUCCAGUCCCUCCGAACAGUCUGUAGCCAGAUUCCUGACCCUGGGAACUGGCUUUCGGCUCUGGAGAGCACCCGUUGGCUUCAGCACCUAUCCGUCAUGCUGAAGGCUGCCACUCUAGUGUGCUCUGCGGUGGAAAGAGAGGGACGUCCUGUCCUGGUGCAUUGUUCAGACGGGUGGGACCGCACCCCACAGAUUGUGGCUCUUGCCAAGAUCUUGCUGGACCCCUUCUAUAGGACACUAGAGGGUUUCCAGGUACUGGUGGAGACAGAGUGGUUGGACUUCGGUCAUAAGUUUGGCGAUCGCUGCGGUCACCAGGAGAAUGCUGAGGAUGUGAGUGAGCAGUGUCCUGUCUUCCUACAGUGGCUAGACUGUGUUCACCAGCUGCUCAAACAGUUCCCCUGCUUCUUUGAGUUCAACGAGGCAUUCUUGGUCAAGCUGGUUCAGCACACAUACUCGUGCCUGUACGGGACGUUCCUGUGUAACAACGGGCGGGAGAGAGAGGCCCGUAACAUCUAUAAACGCACCUGCUCCAUCUGGUCUCUGCUCCGCACCGGCAACAAGAACUUCCAGAACUUCCUUUAUAUUCCCUGUCAUGAGAUGGUGCUGCAGCCGGUGUGCCACACCCGGGCCCUGCAGCUGUGGACGGCCGUCUACCUGCCCACCUCCUCCCCCUGCACCGCUGCCGAGGACGCCAUGGAGCUCUACCUGUGCCCCUGCGCACAGGGAGAUGAGCUCACCUCACAAUCUCAAGACAGGCUUCCUAAGUCUCGCUCCAUGGACAACCUGGUGUCGGCCUGUGAGAACGGGAUGGCCCUCACCCGCACCUCCAGCGACCCCAACCUCAACAAGCACUGCCAGGAGGGCCGUACUGCCCAUGGCUUGGAGCCUAUGGCUGCUAUAGGAGGCGGAGCCGAACCCGAUAGCCCCGAGGACGUCAGCCCUGACACGGGAUUGGAUGACAAUGACUCGGAGGUGGAGCCUGUCACUCAGACUCCUCCUACCACACCCCUGGAGAUGGAGCCAAGGGAAGAGGGCUUUGAGGAGGAGGAGUUGAGAGAGGAGAUUUGUCUGACGACACAACCUCUGCCCUCCCUACCCCUCCCCCCCGUCACUCUGGAGAAGGGCUUCCCCCACCCCACCCCUCUCCCCCUGCCCACACCCAUUCUCCUCUAUUCCCUCCCCCAGACCACCAGCCCCCAUUGCCCUCCACCUCCCUUGCCACAACAGGCGACUAACAGCCGCUACAGGACUGCUGAGGUCACUACCCACCCUGCCCGGGCAGCAGAAGCAUGCCUACCUUCCCCACCUGCCUGGAAGGGCCCACUACCGGCAGCUGUUCUGAAUGGGCCUAUCACCUAUCACCAACUCCAGAACAGUCACUCAGUGUCUGCAGAGCUGCCGGCCCUCGAACAGCUAGUUCCUCUAUUCUCUAUGGCCAUGGAAGACUCCACAGAGACCCUCACAGACAAAGCAGAGGCCCCACCAACACUGCCCCGCAGCAGGAGAGAAAGUCUGGGCCAGACCCGGGCCCCAGAGUGGGCCUUACCCCAGGCCCAGACCCAGUCCCAGGCCCAGGGAGCGGAGAGAGAAGGGAAGAGGACAGAGGUUGUAAGUGGUAGAGAGCUGGUGCCUCUGAGAGAAUGUGUAGUAGCAGUACCAACAGUAGCAAUGGCCUCCGCAUCUACAGUGCCCCCUGUUGACAACAGCCAGGUAGUGGCCGUGGGACACCCAGUCUCCCAGAGCCAACUGAGUGUCAGUGAGGAGCUGUCUCUCCUGGGCUCCCACUGGGAGAGUGUCCAGGGCCUGGUCCAGUCUGGCCUCCCAGCCAAUCUCUCCUCAGGUCUCUGUCGGGCCCUCCAGCCCACCGCCUACCAGAGUCGACGCCUGGCUGGCAAGCUGCUCCGUGCCCAGGGCAUGGCCGUGUCCAACGGGUUGCCUAACGGGGGUUCGCAGUGCUGCCGCAGGGAGAAGGAGGAAAGGGUCCGUGGCCCGGCCCCAGCCAGCUACAGCCCAGUCCAGUCAGGGUCAGGCUGGCUCUCUGCAGUCAGAAGCAGCUCAGGCUAUGCUGCCAUCUGCAGCCAAACUAGCACCAGCACUCCACCCACCUCUUCAACCCGUCAGUUCUUACCAGCCUCUCCCUUCUCCCCGCCCUCCCAGCCCUCUCCGGCCUACCUGGAUGAUGACGGGCUGCCGGUGCCCAUGGACGCUGUGCAGCAGCGUCUCAGGCAGAUCGAGGCAGGAUAUAAACAGGAAGUGGAAGUGCUGAGGAGACAGGUGCGCCAGCUGCAGAUGAGGCUGGAGAGACAGUACGGCAUGCCGCCCUCUGAGCCUGACGUCGACUACGAGGACGACAUUACGUGUUUGCGUGAGUCAGACGACAGUGACGAGGAGGAAAGUCUGUCGGAUCACAGCGAGGACUGUUUCUCCGAGGGCAGCUGGGACAGAGUGGAGCAGAAGGACACAGAGGUCACCAGGUGGGUGCCCGAUCACAUGGCCUCCCAUUGUUUCAACUGCGACUGUGAGUUCUGGAUGGCCAAGCGGCGACAUCACUGCAGGAACUGUGGCAAUGUGUUCUGUAAAGACUGCUGCCACCUGAAGCUGCCCAUCCCAGACCAGCAGCUGUACGACCUUGUCUUAGUGUGUAACGUCUGCUACGACCUGCUGCUGGAGGCUAGGAACAGAGAGAUCUGCAGCCAGCAGCUCAAGAAGCCCAUCGCCACAGCCUCCAGCUGAGAGACAGGAGAGAGAGCCCCUUACUGAGUGUCCCAGUCCUGGCUCAGUCUGGCCUGGCCUAGUUCAGUUUGGCCCGGUUAGGACCUGGAUCAGCACCUUCUUGGAUCAGCUUGAGCCAUGUGCCCUGCUUCUUACUACCCUAACAUGGUCUGGUCUUGGCUGUGUGGGAAGAUGAGGAGGACUUGUGGUUGCUUUCUGGCAGGGAGGUGAAGCUUGAGAAUGGAGAGAGGACACUGACCACUGGGGAUGAGAGACUGACUGAGGAGUGGAAGAAGAUAGGGGAUGACAGUGAAUUACCUGAGUGAGGGAGAUGGAUGAGGAAGAGUUGUUAUGGAGGCUACCCCACUGAACCCCUUUUGGUCUAACACAUUUCCAGCCUGGAAGGAAGGCUGCAGCAUUCUGCUGUCCUGCCCUGGGGCUAUUGUUCUCCACUGGUGCCUCAGAUGCCCCAUGCCACCCCCCUGCUCCUGUAGCUCCAUUUCAAACCUACCUGAAUAUCCACCCCCAUUCUAGAGCAUCCCUCUCACACACACCAACCAACCACCCCAUAAUGUGCCUCCCUGCCCGAAACACACACACACACACACACGCACACACACACACACACACACACACACACACACACACACACACACACACACACACACACACACACACACACACACACACACACACACACACACACACACACACACACACACACCUACUUGCCUCCAAGGACAAUCUCUCGCCCUCCCAAGUGUUGGGGACUCCAAAGCCUUUACCUGUUAAAUGGAGGCUGAUGACAACUUUAAACAAGAAAAAGAAAAAAUGCUGCUACAGUAUUUAAGUCUAAUUUUGUAUUCUUAUUCUUUUGUGCACUGCAAGCUGUUUGUGUAUUUAAGGGAAUUUGAGACCAAACUCGAGCGAAAGGGAGAAAUCUGCUGUUUUACUUGUAUCUUUUGGUGGAGCUUGAAUGUAAAUGUUUGAAAUGAAAUGGUCAAGUGUGUUGGAGUAACUGGAAGACUGACGGUAAUAUUUGAUUAUGCGGUAACACUUGACACCCAGCAUCACAAAAUGUUAUGACGUGGUCAUAACCAUUUAAUAUGUCAUAACAGCUGACAUAAUAUAAUAUAAUAUGGUCAUAACACUCAUGACACAUAUUUAGACUUGUUGUGACAUAUAUUGUGUUAUUUUAUGGCUGUUUAUGACACCUACAUAAGAGUAAAAACACACAACCUACCACAGUAGUUAUUUUAUGGCUGGUUAUGAAACCUACAUAAGAGUAAAAACACACAAAACCUAACACAGUAGUUAUUUUAUGGCUGGUUAUGACACCUACAUAAGAGUAAAAACACACAAAACCUACCACUGUAGUUAUAUUAUGGCUUGUUGUGAUGUUAUGUAUAUUUUUUUAAGUUGACCAUAUUUAAUGAACAAUGUAAUUUCGCACACAUUGAUGUCAGACAUGCACCUAACCCAAUGCUGAUGACUGGAUGAAUGCAGGAGAAGAUUUCAGGAGCAGGACAAAGACACCCUCUUUUUCUGAUUUAAAGGGGAUGUAAAAUGAGCCUAUCUGGCUUAUAUGAUUAUGAUGGUCAUAAUGCUUCUUGACAGUGUCAUAAAGUGUAUUUUCUCAGUCCAAGUAAAGCGACACAGGGUGGCCAUAAUGCUUCAUGACAGUGAUGAUGAUGAAAAAUAACAUGACUGUAAAGAAUUCAUUACAACAACAAAGGUUUCAAGAAACAAACAUUCAAACGAAAGGAAACAUCUUGUCAGGGAAAAAAAGUGUUACAUUUUUUUUUCUUCGUUGUGACACUUAUGUAGGUGUCAUAACCAGUCAUCAAAUAACGAAACAGAUGUCACAACAGGUGUAAAUAUAUGGGUCAUGACAGUGUUAUGACCAUGUUAUGACAAGUGUUACCGUUUAUGUUAAUGCACAUUAGGUGGGUUGUGUACUUUUUCAUUCCUGCAUUGUGUUAUUUAAAAAGAAUAAUAAUAUGCACAGUUAAUGUGGUUCUGCCUUCAUCAAUGCUAUUCUCAAGUCCUGUCACAACUGUUUUAACAUUAGAGGUACCCCACUAUUUGUAUCGAGAAAGGUUUAUAACAGAUAAAUAAGUGUCAUUCGGACAUGCACCUGAUCAGAGGAGUCUUAAAAAAUGAUAAUAGAAUGGCUAACCAUCCAGACAAGGAAAGUUGUUUACACGUUUCCAAAUAGAGGGUUUUAUGCAAUGUUGUUAUAGAGUAUGACUUGAAAGAUCACUAGAAAGUACUUGAUGGCUGUUAGCUGA